AUGAAGCCCGUCACGGCCCUCUCGUUCACAGGCGGCGGCGGGGCAGGGGGGGCCGCCGCAGAGCUCUCCCCCUCCCCGCCACUCCCGAGCGACCGUGCCGGGGGACGGGCUUCGGCGGGCGCUCCGGAGGCUCGCCGGCUGCGUUGCCAGCAGCAGCAGCAGCAGCAGCCAGAGUCCCCUCCGGCCCCCUCCUCCCGCGAGGAGACGUGCCACUUCCUCAAUGCUAUCUUCCUCUUCCUCUUCAGGGAGCUCAGGGACACGGCCCUCGUCAGGAACUGGGUCACCAAGAAGAUCAAGGUGGAGUUUGAGGAGCUGCUCCAGGCCAAGAUGACGGGGAAGGUGCUGGAGGGGCUCAGCCUCAGGGACGUCUCUCUCGGCAACGUCCUGCCCGUCUUCAAAACCGUCAAGCUCAUUCGGCCGGUGGUCUGCAACGAAGAAGGCUGCCCCGAGGAGCUGGGCUUCGAGGUGGACCUGGAGUACAACGGUGGCUUCCACUUGGCCAUCGAUGCCGACCUGGUCUUUGGCAAGUCGGCCUACCUCUUUGUCAAGAUCUCCCGGGUGAUGGGGAAGCUGAAGCUGGUUUUCACGCGUCUGCCCUUCACUCACUGGUCCUUCUCUUUUAUGGAUGACCCUGUGAUACUCUUUGAAGUGAAGUCUCAGUUUGAAGGGAGGCCCAUGCCUCAGCUCACUUCCAUCAUUGUGAACCAGUUCAAGAAAGUUAUUAAGCGCAAGCACACCUUACCCAAUUAUAAAAUCAGGUUCAAGCCAUUUUUUCCAUUUCAAGUAUUGCCACCUGAUGAAUAUGAAGAUCGAGACCUCUGUAUACAGGAUUUUUUAUUGACAGAAGGUCGACUAAAAGUCACGUUAAUUGAAUGUACAAGGUUACUUAUGUUUGGAUCCUAUGAAAGAGAAACAAAUGUUCAUUGCACAAUGGAGCUGAGCAGUAAUGUUUGGGAAGAAAAAUCAAGAAGUUCUAUUAAAACGGCAGAACUGGUGAAAGGGAAUCUGCAAAGUGUUGGGCUCACGCUCCGCCUUGUGCAGUCCAAGGAAGAAGAUGCAGGGCAUGUUGUCAUUGAAACUGUGACUCCAAACUCACCUGCUGCAGCUGCUGAUCUACAGAGAGGAGACAGACUUCUAGCAAUUGGCAGUGUUAAAAUCACAUCAACUGUCCAAGUGUUGAAGCUUAUUAGACAGGCUGGGGACAGAGUUUUAGUCUUUUAUGAAAGGCCUGUUGGGUAUAAUCAGCAUGGUUCGGCGCUGCAGGAUGGAUUUGGACAACUGGAAGACACUGCUUUCUUGACACAGCCAGAAGAUGACCAAGCUAGUUUAUCAGCUGAUGUUGAUAACAGAGAUUUUGAUUCAGAAUUUGAGGACUUAGCUUGUGAAUCAUCUGACCAAAAAGAAGAUCUGCCAACAACUCCGAGUCCCAAACGUUCAGUAGUAAUACUUGCUGCUAAACCACUUGGAACUAUAUCACCGAUUCUGAAUCGAAAACUACAUUUAGGAAGUUAUCAGACAACAUCAAAAACGCAACAAAAAGAUGGAGCUAAAGUGGCAAUGCCCAAAACUGUGGAGGGUUCAGAUGCAUCACAGCUAUCAGGUAAACAAUCACAAGGAUCCAGUAUUAAGCCUCCUGUGCCACCUAGGCCACAAAGUAAGCCUAUUUUGCCUACUACUGAAACUCAAAAUCUGUUAGAAACUGGAGGUGUGUCUUCUGAAAAACCAGAAAGGCCACCUCCACCUACAAAUAAUGGAGAUAAAUGUACAGAGAAGGUAAUAAAGAAUAAUGAUCAAAUAGAAGACCCAGCGGUAUCAAAAGUAAUAACAGCACCAAAACAAGAUACAUUAAAAGAUGGACUUUCAGAAAAUGCACGUAGUUACAAAGAUAGUGGAGAUGAUCAUCAAACAUGGGAAUCGCCAGAAAUUCCUUAUAAAAUCCGUCAAGGCCGAUGGCCAAGGAUGAGAACAUCCUCCUGUCUAUUUGAAGUAGAAGGAUACCAUAAGUACCUUAAUGUUGCACUGUGGUGCAGAGACCCUUUCAAAGCAGGUGGGUUUAUCUGCUUAGGAUAUGCAAGCAUAAAACUUGAAGAAAUUGCUUUAGAUUGUAUAGCUACAUCCUCAAUGGAAUAUAUUAGAACAUUUAAACUGGAUGCUCCUACACCUAAAGCAGCAGUCACUAGAACAGCAUUGCGGAAUUUGACAACCCAUAAGGGAUUCAAUGAAAAAUUUUGUUAUGGCGAUGUGACUUUACAUUUCAAAUAUUUAAAAGAAGGUGAAAUAGAUGAUUCAAACUUUCUUCUGGAGAAGGAAAGGGAAUGCCACUUGGAAGAAGAAGCUCGUGCACUUCAGAAAGAGGAUCCUUACUUGGGACAAAUUGUUCUUACGGAGAACAAGCAUAACUUUCAAGAUACUCAGUUUCAGAAUCCAACUUGGUGUGAUUACUGCAAAAAGAAAGUAUGGACUAAAGCGGCUUCGCAGUGCAUGCUCUGUGCUUAUGUUUGCCAUAAAAAAUGUCAAGAAAAAUGUCUAGCUGAGACACCCUUUUGUGUAGGAGCUGAGAAGCGACUUGAUCGAACUGUGGGAGGUUGUAGAGCAGAAGGACAGGAAGCUCCCCAAGCUGCAUCCUCUCGCGUUGAUUCAGAAUCUAAAUCUGUUAACAGAACUACAGGUUUGACGAGGCAUAUCAUCAAUACAAGCACCCGUUUGUUAAACCUUCGUCAAGUCCCCAAAGCUCGCCUUUCUGAGCAAGGAACAGAGGUGGUAGAACCUUCACCAAAGCACACACCGAACACUUCUGAUAAUGAAAGUAGCGAUACUGAAAUCAGUGGGCCAAGCAGUCCUUCAAAACGUGCAGCAGGUACUGGGAUAAAGUUGGUCCGAAAGGAGGGUGGUCUAGACGACAGUGUCUUCAUUGCCGUUAAAGAAAUUGGACGUGAUCUCUAUAGAAGUUUACCCACAGAGGAGCGUUUUCAGAAAUUAGAAUUUAUGUUGGAUAAGCUGCAGAAUGAAAUAGACCAGGAGCUGGAAAAUAAUAAUUCACUCGUUAAAGAAGAAAAAGAGACAACUGAUGCAAGGAAAAAAGCCUUGAUUUCUGCUGCGCUGGCUAAGUCGGGUGAAAGACUGCAGGCCCUUACGCUGCUGAUGAUCCACUACAGAGCAGGCAUUGAGGAUAUAGAGUCUUUGGAGAACAUGUCAAUAGAGCGGCAGUCCAAAAGAGUGACUAAAGAUUCAGAGGAACCCAAUAUAGCAGAAGAAAUGGAUAAUGAAGAUGUCAGCCUGACAGAGGCUCCAACAUUCAACAUCAUAUCAGAAGAACCAGUUGAUCCACCUCAAUCAGUAGACUGAUAUUUACAUAUUUAGCCUUUGAAGGAAUGGACUAAAAGAAUACUUUGCACUUAAUUACAAACACACACCAAUUAAAUUAAAACACUGGUAUAAUGUACAUGUCCUGCUUCUCCACAGUUGUUUGCCUGUGUAAGAGUACAGCUGAUAAUGGUUCUCCAGCUACAGCACCAUCGUUUUGUUAAACUGGCUGGUUAAAACUACAUUUUGGGGUUUAUAUUGGAAAUUUAUUUUUAAUAACUUAUUUUUAUUUUUUCUAAUUAUGUAACCUUGCCAUUUCACAUUAAUGUGUGUGGUGUCCUUAAUGUAUUACUUGCCCUCCCCUGCCCCCCCUUCUUUUUUUUUUUUUUUUUGAGCUAGUGUUUUCAACAGGAAACUGGCAGGAUUUUCAAAAUGUUUAGUUUCCAUUGUAUGAUGAAAAAAUAAGCUUGUUGCAUGCCUAAGCUGAUGACUGACACAGAAGUCACUGAGGGACCAGGCUUUAAAACGUUGAUCACAGUUUUAUUGUACAUCUUCUAGGUAGUUGUGUACUUCUUUUGCCAAACAUAUCAUGAAAGCAAACAAAAGUCUUUCAUUUUGUCUGUUAUUAGUAUUUACUAAAGUUAAUAUUGCAUAUCACUUGUUUUCCAUAUUUUUAAGUACAGGAACUUUUCAUAGUUUGUAAUUAACAUGAAAUACAGUAAUGCUAAAAAAAGUCAUCCUUAGAACUUUGGGCUAUUGUAUCCUGAUUGAAUAAUACUAGAUAUCAAAGUACAUACCAGUAUCUUGUAAUAAUUUUAAUUGGGCAUAUUUUUGAG
Messenger RNA from Haliaeetus leucocephalus (bald eagle), 4139 nucleotides. It is a transcript of the gene PDZD8, whose product is annotated as PDZ domain containing 8. Gene Ontology annotation, biological process: mitochondrial calcium ion homeostasis. Gene Ontology annotation, cellular component: mitochondria-associated endoplasmic reticulum membrane contact site. Gene Ontology annotation, molecular function: protein binding; lipid binding. The transcript has 6 exons. Lineage: Eukaryota; Metazoa; Chordata; Aves; Accipitriformes; Accipitridae. Bases 1 to 3345 code for a protein of 1114 amino acids. The record is from RefSeq and is a predicted model, not a curated record.